This is a messenger RNA of Aspergillus terreus NIH2624, 369 nucleotides long. RefSeq lists its product as uncharacterized. The transcript is spliced from 2 exons. The record is from RefSeq and is a predicted model, not a curated record. NCBI's taxonomy places the organism in Eukaryota, Fungi, Ascomycota, Eurotiomycetes, Eurotiales, Aspergillaceae. The coding region runs from base 1 to 369 and encodes 122 amino acids.
AUGUCUUAUCUCCUUAGGCAAUUGAGGCCCCGUUUCCCAUACGGAUCUGGCGUGCGAUACCUUGCCACUAAAGGGGCGGCCCCGGGUCAAUCGUCCAACGUCACAAAUCCGCGCUCGAGCAACCCAGAAUCGCAGGCUAUUAACAUGUCGCGAGGCAAGGAGUCGCGUCAUGAUGAUACGCCAGACACGAAGUCCGUUCAGUCUCCAAUCUCAAGCCAACGCGGUCCCGCGAGCGAAAAGCACGAAGGCGAGGAACCGUCCACCACGACAGAAUACGUGUACAAUGACCCAGCCAAAUCAGCUCGGGAGAAGAGGGAGAAUGUGGAACAGGCGGGGAAGACAGCGUUGGGGCCCGAGGAUAAGAAAUAG